UUAUAUUGCAAUCCAUUUAUGUUUUCAAUUCAAUUCAAUGUAAAUAUUAUUACGAUUUGUGACAAAAAUACUAUUCAAUCAAACAAUCACUUCAUUUGAUCCCAAGAUAUGACACAAGAGUUAACACAAAUGAUGGCAUCACUCGAGACCACAGAUGACGGCAAUGCAGACAACAGACAACAGACAAAGAUUUACGCGAAGAACUCAAUGGACAGAUUCGGUGAUGAUUUGUGUGCACUUCUCGUGUCUUAUCUCUCACUCAAAGAUCGGUUUCAAUGCGAAUGUGUGUCCAAACAGUUCCAGAGGACAGUCUUCGAGAGUGUUGUCGACUUCACUCUUAGCGACAGAUUUAUUAACAAAAUAUUGAAAAGGAAGAAAAUUAAGAGACAAUUGUUGACCAGAAUUGCCAUAAAAUUGACAAACAUUGAGACCAUUGACUGCAGAGGAAUAACCGACAAAUAUGAGAAACGAGUUCCCAAAGCGUUGCAAAUAUUUCGAGACAAUUGCCGGCAUUUGCGGCAAAUUUACUGCAAUUUACGGGAAAAUAGUUCGCAAACAAUGAGUUCAUUGUUACCACUGAUCACACGAAUCGGUAACUUCUGUAAUGAAUUUCAGAUGUUUCCAUCGCUUAUCAACGGAAUUGAACCGAACAGUGAAAGCCAAUCACUCAUCCAUUGCCACCAAUUGUCUCAUUUAAAUAUCAACUCUUUGUCCGAUGUCUUCCACAGCACUUCCGGACACUUAUUGGCCAACAAUUUGACUAAACUUGACGUAGACUGCUAUGGAGAUUAUCAACAGUUGUCUGCAUUUGUGGCACACAAUCAGUCCCUCAAAAGUAUUACGUUUAGGACUAGUGUUGAAACUCAGGAAACAAUUAACGAAAUAUGUGUCCAAUUGUCACGAUUAACACAAUUACGGGAAUUGAGACUCGGGUUUGAGUUGUCUGAGGAUAACAUAUCAGUGAACGAGUCUUUGCGUACAAUUGGCUUAAAUUGCAAACAAUUGCAACGAUUGUCACUAUUGUUGCUCUCAUGUCCCGAUUUUUUAAUACCAUUAACGUUGGAUUCGUUGGGAUCUUAUCGCAGAUUAAAGCGCUUGCAAUUAGUCUAUACAAACAUCGAUAUCAAUGCGGAUCCGUUUAAACACUGCAAGAGAUUAACACAUUUAGAGCUGAUAUUAACGCCAAAGUUAGCAAAAGUGUUGGAAAAUUGUCACCAAAAUUGUUCACGACUUCAAUAUCUAUACAUUCGUGACUAUUAUAAGAAUAUAAACGCCGAGUGUUUGUCACACAUCUCAAGACUACCGGCGCUGCAAAUGCUUGUAAUUCAUUGCCGCAAAGGCAUUGAUCUCUCGGAUAAUGAUUUGAAUGCUGUGUUGUCUUCGAGUCCUAAACUCAAGACAAUUGAAAUCCGUGUAAACAAUGAGAAGAAGUUUUAUUCAAAAUAA
Medioppia subpectinata is the source of this 1446-nucleotide messenger RNA. NCBI's taxonomy places the organism in Eukaryota, Metazoa, Arthropoda, Arachnida, Sarcoptiformes, Oppiidae. The record is from the annotation of a GenBank genome assembly.